CUCACCAAUUAUUGCCAUUAACCAAAGCGCUAAAAUGUCAUUGCAACCUUGGUGCGGCGAUCCGAGUCGCGGGCAUGCCUGUUCUGGAGUUGAUACCAUACCCUAACUCCCUCGUACCAGCCAGGUAGUUAGGUGUAUGUUCCUGAUUACCGAUAUGUCAGCGGCAAGUCACCGCAAUAAUACCUCGUAGCAAUUUACAAACAAUCUAGUGGGGAUUGCAACACCAUCUCGAAACUUGCGCAAGCCCCCUCUUCACUUUCGGCUCUGGAGCUACCAUUUCCCUUCGUGUCCUCUCCUCAUAUAUAAGCCGCAUCGAAGCCCAACUCUGUUCUCUACUAUACCGUACCUCAAAAGACCAGCUCCACAUAGCCACCCCACUACGCCCACCCUUACCAACACCAGCGAGCCGACCCUCUUCCUGAAUCUCGGACCAAAUUACAAAUCACCUCACAUAACUACCAACCCAACUCUCUUCUUUCCCCCGACAAUACCCAACAAUGGCCGAGCACAACUACAAGUUCAACGUUGCCAUGAGCUGUGGCGGUUGCUCCGGCGCUGUCGAGCGCGUGCUGAAGAAGCUCGAUGGUGUCAAAUCUUACAACGUCUCUCUUGAGUCCCAAACCGCCGAAAUCGUCGCCGACGAGUCCCUCGACUACGAGACUGUCCUCGAGAAGAUCAAGAAGACUGGCAAGGCCGUCAAGUCGGGAGAAGCUGAUGGUACCCCGAGGGACGUGUAAAGCUGUUGAAGUGGUCAAUCAGCAUUGGCGAUUGGAGGUUGUUGGAGUUCUUCUACUAGGAUACCUUUCGGGCAUGCAAUGAGCGACAGCCUGCUACAUGAGUGUUUUUUUUCUUCUUGUCAUUCUUCUUAUUCACUGGCCAUUACGGUACUUGCAAUCGCCCGUCCCCGCAAU
Messenger RNA from Aaosphaeria arxii CBS 175.79, 911 nucleotides. Its product is annotated as putative iron/copper transporter Atx1. The transcript has 2 exons. The coding region runs from base 498 to 737 and encodes 79 amino acids. Gene Ontology annotation, biological process: copper ion transport. The record is from RefSeq and is a predicted model, not a curated record. Lineage: Eukaryota; Fungi; Ascomycota; Dothideomycetes; Pleosporales. Gene Ontology annotation, molecular function: metal ion binding; copper chaperone activity. Gene Ontology annotation, cellular component: cytosol.